CGAGUCGACAAUUUAAUAAGUUCACCGGAAAAAAAUGACGCGAUCUAAAUGGCAAAAGAUUUUGUACGAGGAUCAGGGAGUUAGUGAUAAUUAUGUUGAUGAGACAUUUUUGGAUGAACUCAAAAAAAAUCUGUAUAUCAGAUCCUAUGAUUACUGGAGGGCUGCUCAGGAGUCAGGUACAUUUACUCAACAAAUGUGCAGUGUUUGCAUUUUUGUUGUUGUCUUCAUAUACAUGGAUCAAGAAAAGCUGAGCCCCCAAGUACUUUUCAUUGUUUCUUCUCUUUUGACUCUCAUUGGUUAUUGCAUUAAAGUUAUCAUACAUGACAAACAAGAAAUUAACAAUAAAAGAACAAAAAUGGAUGAUCUGAAGACAGCUGUGAUAUUUGUAUCAUUCAGUUUAAUUCUGUGUCCAGUACUUGUAUCUUUGACACAGACCAUCAGUACAGAUACCAUUUAUUGCAUGAGUACAGUAAUGUUGCUCUCCAAUGUUCUCUUCCAUGACUAUGGUCCUUAUUCUGCUGUUGUGUCAAGUCCUUUGUCAUUGAAUGCAGCUAUCUUUGCUGCUGUUUGUUUAGCAUCAAGACUCCACACACCUUUACAUGCUUUCUCGAUUGUGACUUUUGCACUUGAAAUCUUUGCAUUGUGGCCUAUGCUUCGAAUAGAGUUAAAGAAAAGAGGUUCUAUUUGCCAAAAUACAAUGAGUGUUUUAGUUGGUGUGAUAGCCAGUGCAGCAUUGUGGUCUGUGUCACCUUUUGGAGCAACCAUUUUUAUCACUGUUCAUCUCCUGAUCAAUUUUGCAUGUCCAGCAUGGCUUUGCAGGCUUCAGUCAUCUAAGAACAAUAUUUAUGGUCCUUGGGAUGAAGCCAUCAUCAACAGCAUGGAACAUCCAAAGGUUGCUAGAAACUGAUAUCUUCACCAAAGAGUUAAGAAUUUUUUUUCAAUGUUGAUGUAUAUAUUUAAAAGCUGAAAUGUUCCAGAAGUCUGUAAGUAAUCAUAAACUAGGAAGAAUUUGAGAUUCUAUAAAAACACUUGGCUAAAGUCUCUUUGAUUGGGUGAAUGUCAUUCAUCAACUUGUAAACAUCCUUCAUCAGUAUCUGCUGCAAGGCUGAUAAUGAAAUAUCUGAGAUUAACAAUUACUUUAAGAAACCAUAUCUUUAACAUUACGAAACAAAAACUAAUUUAUUUGGUCGCUUCUUAAGGGUAAUCGUAAUCUAACCUUUUCAUUAUUGCCUCACUAGUUAUCAAGAUUCUACAAUCAAUCUAUCAAAUGAUCCUUCACUGCUCGCCACCACUGUUAAUAUCCUGAACAAUUUCCUUGAUUAAUUCAUUUAACAUCAGAAAUGAUUUUAUGUUGGUGAAAUCCUAAGUAUUAAGAGUGUGAAUUGUCUAUGUAGGUAGAGAUUAGGUUUGAUAAAUAGCAAGAUAUUGCCUCUUCCUUCUUGAAUUUAAACUUCUGAGAGGAUUUUACUUAUGCUGUCUUUAUUGCCACCUGUUUCUUGUUUGAGUGGUUCUUUAAGGACAGCAAUGAUAUGAAAUUGGUUUCUUUAUCUGAAAUGAAUCGAUAUCAAAUUGUUGGAUAACUCUUGUUUAUCAUCAGAUAACAUGAUGUAAUUCAUUCAUCCUGUUCAGGGAAAAUAAAAGCAAAGUAUAUAGAGAAUAUAUACUUUUUUUCCUUGGUAAAUAAUUAAUAAUCCAAGGCAAUAUAUUUAAUUUCAUUUACAUAUUUAUCUUUAUUUGUAAAAAGCUGUUCUGAGAUGUCAUUUCACGUCUGUGUGAAGUGUUAGACAAUCUUCUAUAUUAUGUUCAAAUAGUUGAAGAUAAAAGAAGGUUAAGUAAUAAUUGAUAACUAUUUUUGUUAAAAUUGUGUUGUGGAUAACUCAGAAAGAAGAAUAGUGGAGUAAAUUGAUAAAGCUAAAAUGUUUAGCUUAUAAUUAAAAUAAAGAGCAAUAAAUGAAUACUUGAUUGUUGCUGCUUUAGGCUUAAAAAGAGUUAGCUAGAUGUUUGUAUUAUAGGAAAACUUCUGAGAAAUUUCCAUUGCAGCCUUUUGGGAAGACAGGGAAGUUGAAUGUUCAACCAUUAUUCUCUUUUUCAUUUCAGUCAUGUGGCUCUGUCAUGCUGGUGCACCACUGUAAAGGUUCUUGACAUUCCACAUGUAUAUGCCCAAAAUGUGAGUUAAAAUAGCUGCCUUCACCAAUAAACUGAAAUGGAAAAUUUCCAGAAGUUUUCUGAGGUUCCACAGAUGAACAAGGAAAAAAGUUUGCCAGCUGUUUCUGUGUAUUGAAAUGGCAUUGUGGACUUUAUUGAUCUCAGAAAUUCUCCUGUCAACUUCAAUUUUGUUUUGUCUUCUAGCAGAGGCUUUCAGACAUCUGUGGAGAUUCAGAUUGAUACUAUUCUCUGCAUGGGAUCAUUGGUAGUUUAUCACUGAUAGUGGCCAGUCUUUUCUCAUCUGAUGUUUCUGGUGCUUCCUGUCUUUUUUGUCUUGUUCAAAUAAUUUGUAGCCCAAAUAACAGACUUUCUUCUCUUGCUCUCUAUCCUUUGCAACAGUUUUCAACUGUUUUGGCUGGAUGUCACAGAGUGUGAGGUUUCACUUCAAGAUAUCUCUGAAAUUCAGUUAUGGUCUUCCAAGAUGAUGUUUUCCUGUCACCAGUUCAGAAUUAAAUAUAAUCUUUGAAGAGUCAUCCUUUGAAUAUAUCCAAUGCAGUUGAGUUGAUGUCUAAUGAUCAUUGUUUUGAUGCUUGUAAUUUUUUGCUUGUUGUAGGAUAUUGGUGUUGGUCUUUUAUUCCUAAUUAAUACCUAGUGCUGAGAAAAGUUUUGAUGGAACUAUUCAUUAAGAAGUUGAUGUCUUGCAAGCAUAAAGAAGUGUUCUGAUAACUACUGCUUGGUAUGCAGACAAGUUGGUGUACCAAGCAGUAGUUAUAGCACACUGCUCUACACUUGCAAGGCAUAGACUUCUUAACAGACAGAUUGGUGGUAGUUUUGAGUUUGAGGCCCUCGAAAACUUUUUGAUAAAGUAUUCUAUAUGGAGUAUGGGCUGCACAUAUCCUGUUGUUGAUUUUGUCAAUGGUUGUGUUUGAAGAUUAAAAUGGAACCAAGUUAUAGAAAGCAGGAGACCUGUUUGGAUUGUUGCUGGCAGUUAUUGUGAUGUUUUGUUGUGGGUAUCUUGGAGGGAAUUGAUACAGGUUUCUAAGUCAUGCUAAUCAUUAGGCUUAAAUCACUUAUUUGUUAGAAGUAAUUUUGGUCAUGGUUGGAUUCAUAAUUAACAUCUGCAUUCUGUAUUUCUGAAAUGGUGUUCAUUGAUGGUUAUACAUCAACAAAAAUUAGCUUUGAUUGAAGUUACCUGUGUCAUACUUGCUUCUUCUACUUGUGAAAAAGUCUCAUUUUCAUUUACAACAAUCAAAUGAAUAGCACAAAUGUAUAGUGAAAAGGGGGUCAGUGCAAGUAUGUUCUGUAGCUUCACAACAGUUUUCACCUUAAAUGCUAGCCAUGUCAAUUCAUUUGAUAGCACUUAACACUUCAUGUUGUAAAAGAUAGCUAUAAUAUUGAUUGGAUGCUUUUACAUUAUUUUGAAUUAUGGCAAAAAAUUUCAAUGGAAGGCUAAGUUUCUGAAAUAUUUUCCACAGUAUUUUAUACAUAUCCUAUGGAAAGAUAUUACCAGAUCAUAAAACAAGAGCUGUAGGGGCUUGUGCUUUUUGGCUUUUUCUUGCAGUUGACACAUAGCAAAAAUUAUGUCUACAAAAUCUGCUCUGUGACUCAGAGAAAAGUUUCAAUAAUUAGGUGGCAACCUACUAAUAGGCAAGUUAAAAUAUGGAUUCUGAUUAUUAACAGAGAUAUUAUUUUUUAGUAUUAACAAUUGGCCUUUGAUUUCCAGAUACAUUUGAGAAGGCUACAUGCAGCAUUUUUUCAUUAGUGCUAUAUUUGGCAGCAGCCAAAUAUGUUUCAUGUUUUAACCAUUGCCUUAGUUGUGUUGUGAUGACAUAUAUUUCUACUGCUGCUCUACUCACCAAUAUUUAAUACUAGUAAUAAUGAUAUAGAUGGUUAUGAUAUUGGCUUUCAAUAUUAUUUUGGUAUUUUAUUCUGAUUUCAAAUCCUGCCUAUGUUAAAUUUGUUGUUUGUUUGAGUUUUGCUAAAAAUAACUACCAUUAAUAUACUGGAUUUAAUUUAAAUGAUAAUACAUCCUCUUAACCAAAAAUGACUGUUUAGUUCAAAGAAAACAAUAUUUUAACAUUAAAAACUAUCAUUCUUCUUGAUUCAUUUUGAUUUUUGUGGUGUACUAAAAGAUUCAACAAUUAGUUUUAAUUUUUUUAUAUUAUUAAUGCAUAAUAACCAAAGAUAUUUUCUGUCUGGUGCAACAGUGAAGAUUAUUCAUAAGAUUUUUAUGAUGGAAAGUUCUAACAUCACUUUUCUGUACUUCAGUAUAUGAAAAGUCAUGUUUUACUGAAAAUUCACUAUUGUUGCCUCCUAUUUUAAUUGUUCUAGAUGAGACAACUCUAGAUUUCUUAUCUCUGGAAAUUAACAAUUUUAUAAUCUGCUCUCCCUUUUGGAAAAAAAAAAUCCAUUAAGCUGGUCAACUCAUUGAAAUCCACUCAGUCUUCCAUGUAGCUGGAUGUCUUGGGUCUAGUGAGGCUGAUGAAAGUCUAUAUUGAUGUAGAAUUUGAUACUUGUACUAGUUUUUUCAGGAUUUGUCAUAUGGUUAUUGAAAUAUAUUUUUUCAGAUAACAUGUUUAUGUUAUCAAGAAUCUUUAUAAUGUGAAUGAAAUCUCAAUCUGAAGUUGUUGCUUGUAAAGCAAACAUUUCUAAAAGUUUUGGUAAAUCUGUGAUAUGUGUCAAAAGAAGUAAUGAUCUUUGUAGCUUAUUUUUCUGGGGUUUAAAAUUUUUUUUUUUAUGCUGAUUAGAUACAUCCUCAGAAAUGUGCUUAUGAGUAAGGAUUUCAAAAAAUGAAAAAAAGAAACAUAUUCAUUAAUUAUGAUGUAGAAAAAAUUACUUAGUAAACCUUGCAACUCUAUUGAGAGUUCA
Molecule: messenger RNA, 5013 nt
Organism: Octopus sinensis (East Asian common octopus)
Lineage: Eukaryota; Metazoa; Mollusca; Cephalopoda; Octopoda; Octopodidae
Product: phosphatidylinositol N-acetylglucosaminyltransferase subunit C-like
Exons: 7
Coding region: 35-907 (290 amino acids)
Biological process (GO): GPI anchor biosynthetic process
Cellular component (GO): glycosylphosphatidylinositol-N-acetylglucosaminyltransferase (GPI-GnT) complex; membrane
Source: RefSeq, a predicted model, not a curated record